Racocetra fulgida is the source of this 216-nucleotide messenger RNA. The record is from the annotation of a GenBank genome assembly. NCBI's taxonomy places the organism in Eukaryota, Fungi, Glomeromycota, Glomeromycetes, Diversisporales, Gigasporaceae.
AUGCCACGUGGACCACAUCAACCUAACACACCAGUUGUGACUAAAAAUCCGUAUAUAAAAUUCAAAAAUGAUUACCCUUGCGCAACGUUCGAAUUAAGAACUCGGAUAUUGGAAUUCAAGCAAGCGUUAGAUCAAACAACUUUGAAUGAGGUCGAAAGUUGCAUUGAUGAUGUUAUUAAAGGUUUUUACUCUGCUAUUUCAGCCGCCGAGCUUGAC